Frieseomelitta varia is the source of this 2211-nucleotide messenger RNA. RefSeq lists its product as uncharacterized. NCBI's taxonomy places the organism in Eukaryota, Metazoa, Arthropoda, Insecta, Hymenoptera, Apidae. Bases 368 to 1990 code for a protein of 540 amino acids. The transcript has 13 exons. The record is from RefSeq and is a predicted model, not a curated record.
AAAUCUAAAUCGAAAAUGUUAAAAGGAUCCGGAAUAAAACACACGUGUGGCGAUUGAAAGAAUUUCGAACGGCAUUGCUCGAAGAGCAACAUCGAUCGAUUUGUAUGAAAAGCAGAGAGACUUGAUUGAGAAUGGGACCAGACCCGUGCGUUAAUUGCCAUGCACAAUGUGAUCGUGUGCGUUAAUCGGUGUUCGUUAGAUUGCGUAGGACCAGAGGUAUGUUAACAGCGCUGAUGGACAGUCGCUCCAAGGCGCCCCAUGAAGGUGUGCCCCCUUGGCGUAGCCCCAGUGCCACCUUUUCUGCUAAAAAAAUCGUUUCAGGGAUCCAGUUAUAUCGUCGAGAAUCUUGGAAGGAACAAACACGAGAAUGCCGUACGGAAAGUUGCACGUUCUCCCAUUGAGCCUUUUUAUCCUGAUCCCGGUGACGUUUCUAAUUACGUACACCAUAUCGGUGCAGUGGGACCACGUGGUACCAGGAUUCCCGUACAUAUCGGAAACAGGCACCUUGUCCCCGGAAUCGUGUAUAUUUGCCCAAUUCCUUAACAUAGCCGCAUUGCUCCUCGCCUGUUGCGUCUACAUCAGACAUCGGCAAGUUUCCCAAUGGCAAUUCGAAAGGGGCAACGAUCUCGUUAGCAAGAGGAUCGUUGUUGUGACGGCCUGGUGCGGCAUCCUGUCCUGCUUCGGACUCGACAUUCUGGCCAAUUUUCAAGAAGCUCGCGUCGUCGCGGCUCACAUGAUCGGGGCAAUGACGUGUUUCACGGCGGGGACCAUUUACUUUUGCCUCCAAACAUACCUGAGUCGCAAAAUGGUACCAGCAGUAAAUGGCAGAGUGGUCGUGUACAUUCGCGCAGCGCUCUCAGUGUUGACGCUAAUUUUAACAAUUACCACGAUCUUAGCUGGCUACAUUUCAAUGUUAGAGUUCCAAGGCAACGAUUACAAAAAAUGGCUACCAACGGACGGUGGCUGGGGCUGGCACGUCGCUAGCACCAUUUCCGAGUGGCUUCUGGCAAUUGUCUACUGCGUUUUCCUGUUAACGUUCGUGCCGGAAUUUCGGUUGAUCAACUUCGAGGAUCCUGUGGUCACGUUGAUCUAUCUAGACAAGGAUCAGGACACGAAACUGUCGCGCAAACUAAGCCCGCAACAACCACAAACGCACACUGGAAACAUGGACAAGGAAGACUUCCUGGUCAACCUCCAUUAUCUGCCGAUAAUCCUCUUCAUUUCGUUGCCUUCUGUCUUCAUUUUGACUUACGUAAUAGCUGUUCUGUUGGGUCACGUGGAAGCUGGCUUUCCCUACAUCUCGGAUGCAGCCACCUAUGCACCGGAAAGCUGCAUAUUUGCCCAGUUCAUCAACAUGAUCGCGAUGCUGAUGUCGUUCGUCGUCUACAUAAGGUAUUCUCAAGUGAAAGAAUGUUCGAGUACGUUCAGCCUGCAGCAAUCACUACCAAAAUGGAAUUAUUGGGCCUUAAUUUUUGGCCUAACGUCGACUUUUGGCCUCUCGAUGGUCGCAAACUUUCAGGAGACCUCCGUGAUCGUGGUUCACUUUAUUGGCGCUCUUUUAUGCUUCGGCGGCGGAACUGCAUACUUUUGGACGCAGGCGGUGUGCUCGUUCUACCUGCAUCCGCUCGGAUGUUCGUUGAGACUGGCGCAUCUUCGAGCUGCACUGUCCACGUUUUGCACCGUUUGUUUCGUCAUAACUCUCAUCACCGGCGUGCUGGCACGCUUGGCCUAUAAGGGUACGAAUCCGCGAAAAUGGUACAAGGAAGAUGGCGGAUGGGAGUUGCACGUGGCCAGCACCAUCACCGAAUGGCUGUGCGCGGUGGCAUUCUGCGUGUACAUUUUGACGUUCACCGAGGAAUUUCGCGACGUUAGAGUCACUCAUCCAAAGGUUGUAUACACCCUCAAUCGAACUAGACUGAGCAACGACGCGCUGAACGAGAGCCAAGACUCCGCGAUGGGACACAGUCGAGACACAACAACGAUCACCUGAUCGCUCAUAGGCAGAGGCGCCGGUGGCUACGUCAAUCUCCUCUCGCAUUCACCAGUGAACACCCCGUGUCCCGGUUACAGGUACCGUGAAUCCCGCGAACCCCUUUUGGAUGAAGUGGCGCCGCUGGUGGCGACCACGCCGCCAGCGCCUUCCUGCGACGUCGAGGGGAGAACCGACGUCCUCUGCCCGGUGCAAAUACACGUGCACGAUCCACCGAUACG